CAACGCAACAACCCAUCCAACGUCCGACAUUAGCAAGCGGGAGUACUGUCUUUCGGAAGGGUUCAUUACAAACAACACAAACAAAAAGGGGGAACAAUUGAUAGGUAGAUAGAUAGAACGACCAUGACAUCGUCCACCAAGAGCGCUAGUACCAGUACUAGCUCUUCAGGCAAUGUCAAGAAGAGACCGACCGCGGACAUGACUCGUCGCAUGGCCGCCGUACUCCGCGCCAAAGGGAAUCAAGUGUGUGCCGACUGUCCCAACACACGUCCCAUGUGGGUUUCCUUUUUGACGACGAACAGCCGUGGAGGCUCGAAGCAUUUGGGUGUAUUGGUGUGUGCCGACUGUGCGCAACACCACUACUUUGAGCUGGGCGAGAAGCGUUGUCACAUUCAAUACUUGAAAAUGGCACACGAAUUUUCCUCCCUCGAUAUUGCCGUACUUGAAGAUGCCGGGGACAAUGAUGCGGUGAACCGAGUCUUGGAAGCCACACUGACCGGCGACGAAUUCGACAAGCGCUACGUGGACAAGGACGAGAAAGAAGAAGAAAAGCGAAGAGCCAAAUUUAUCAAACACAAAUACAAAAAACACAAAUGGAUUGAUCAAGAAAAAUUUCACAAAUUGAUCGUCCAUUUGCUCAAGCGAGAACGAAGACGAAUGCAAGAACGUUUUGACGACAACGUGGAAGAAGAAGAGAGGGGAGAAAAACGAUCCUCUCGACGAGACUGCAACAACAAACCCGAGAGAAGCUCGUCGUCGCGUCGAUUGGUUGAAAGAGACAGAAAAGGAGAUCAUUCCACGAGCUCCCGAAGAAGUAGCCGUCAAAAGGACUUUCACGAUUCGUAUCCAGCAGAAAAAUCAUCGUCUCCCAAGAGACCUUAUAUGGGAUCUAAUAGGACGAGUCGCAGUCAGAGGAGCUUAUCUGCCGAGGAGUUGUAUCCAGAAGACAGUAGAAGACCGUCUAUGGGAUCCAGGAAGGGCCGCAGUCAGAGGAGCGUCCACAACUCUUCCACGGACUUGUCUGCAGAAAACAGCAAAAGACCUUCCAUGAGUCCCAAGAAAAACAGGACCAUUCGCAGGGGGUCCAAUGAAUCGCUUACCCCCGAGGACUUGCGAGCUGACACCGGUACAGAAGCAUCUUCUUCCGCAAGACCUUCGUUGGGCCCCAGGGGAAAGAGUCGACGUCGCAAGGACUUUAAUGAUUCCCUUUCCCUGGAGGACUUGUCGCCAGCACUAUCGUCCAAUUCUCCUGCUCCUUCCUCAGAUGCGUCUCGCAAGGGGAAUCUGCACCGUUCCUGUCUCAAUUCGAAAAUGGAAAAACCACAAGAGGAAAAUGAGACGAAACAGCAAGUGCCACCCCAACCACGUCAAGGACAACCAACUCCACGAAAGCUCUUGCCCACACGACAAGCGUCGGGAAGGAAGGGCGCCGGAGGAUUCAACAGUUCUUGUCCCAAUCUUAGUUUCGCGGCACACCAGUUCCUACAGCAAGACAACAAGCCCCAAGCAACCAACGUCACCAACAUUGCAGGCACGCCGCAACGCAAAUUGCCUGCACGUGCUAGAUCCGCCAGAGACAACAACGACAACCGCGGAGCUCCUGCUCGAGGUUCUUCCAACCCAAAUCUUGUGCUAUCCAGAGUAAGGCAAGCCAGAAACAACAAUGCUACACCAGCCGUGGCGAGUAGUAGAAAGGCUCCGUUCCAACCACCCAUGCCGCUUCAAAGUACCACGGGACCACAGCCCCCGCGCAUGAGAUCCAAUCCCAACUUGAUGAUGGGGCCACCCUCGGCACCCCAAACCACUUCGAGACUUCAGCCCACACGCAUGGCUUCUAAUCCCAACAUGAUGAUGAUGAGGCCACCCUCGGCGGCCAUGCAACCUCCCCAAAUGAGACCUCAACCUACACGAAUGGGUUCUAAUCCCAACAUGAUGAUGAUGAUGAGGCCACCCUCGGCGGCCAUGCAACCUCCCCAAAUGAGACCUUGCAACCUCACUAAGCAUAAUCCACAUAGCAGGAGCACUCAGGCGUCUACAAUAAAUGAGCUCGACCAUACACGAUGGUUUCAGCCCACAUGA
Molecule: messenger RNA, 2079 nt
Organism: Seminavis robusta
Lineage: Eukaryota; Bacillariophyta; Bacillariophyceae; Naviculales; Naviculaceae
Source: the annotation of a GenBank genome assembly